Messenger RNA from Boeremia exigua, 2505 nucleotides. RefSeq names its product homoaconitase mitochondrial precursor. The transcript is spliced from 2 exons. Gene Ontology annotation, biological process: L-lysine biosynthetic process. The coding region runs from base 1 to 2505 and encodes 834 amino acids. The record is from RefSeq and is a predicted model, not a curated record. Gene Ontology annotation, molecular function: 4 iron, 4 sulfur cluster binding; homoaconitate hydratase activity. NCBI's taxonomy places the organism in Eukaryota, Fungi, Ascomycota, Dothideomycetes, Pleosporales, Didymellaceae.
AUGGCAAUGUCACUGCGAGCUGCGCGGUUGUUGGGUCGCCGAUCGGCCGUUCUGUCAUCGAGCGUGCGUCUUUCGCGCGUCGCGACGCAAUCGUCCCGUCUUAACUUGGCUCCACGCGCCUUCAGCACAACAGUUGCUCGCUACGACACUCCGGAUGUCUUCCACUCAUUGAAGGAAGGGCCUGCAGCAAACUUCUUGGGCACCUUCCAGGAAACCUCCAAGACACCGCAGACCCUCACCGAGAAGAUCGUCCAGGGCCAUGCAAUCGGUCUCGCAGAGGGCAAGGUCGUCCGAUCGGGUGAUUAUGUCACUCUCCAGCCUGCGAAGUGCAUGACCCACGACAACUCGUGGCCUGUUGCGCUCAAGUUCAUGUCCAUCGGCGCCACUAAGAUCAACGAUCCCAAGCAAAUCGUCAUGACCCUCGAUCACGACGUACAGAACAAGACCGAGAAGAACCUCAAAAAGUACAAGCAGAUCGAGGAGUUUGCCGGAAAGAAUGACGUCGUCUUCUACGGUGCUGGACGCGGUAUUGGUCACCAGAUCAUGGUUGAAGAAGGCUACGCAUGGCCAGGAACACUGGCCGUGGCUUCCGACAGCCACUCGAACAUGUACGGCGGUAUUGGAUGCCUGGGUACGCCCGUGGUCCGCACAGACGCUGCGAGUAUCUGGGCAACCGGCAAGACCUGGUGGCAGGUUCCUCCUGUUGCAAAGGUCACCCUCAGCGGCGCCAUGCCCAAGGGCGUCACCGGAAAGGAUGUCAUCGUUGCUCUCGCUGGUCUCUUCAACAACGACGAGGUCCUCAACCACGCCAUCGAAUUCACUGGAACCGAUGAGACCCUGCGCACCAUUCCCGUCGACGACCGUCUGACCAUUGCCAACAUGACCACCGAGUGGGGCGCUCUGACUGGUCUCUUCCCGAUCGACUCCGUGCUUCAUGGCUGGCUGCGCGCCCGCGCCACACUCGCCGCCAUGGGCGAAGGCGAAGCCAAGGAUCACCACCAGAAGCAGUUCGUCCACGAGCGUAUCGACAAGCUGUUCACAGCGACUGGCAUCGUCGGGCAACAACUCGGUCACAUCUGGAAGCCUGCUUUGGCUGCUGAUAAGGGUGCUGUUUAUGCCAAGGAGCUCUUCCUCGACUUGUCCACACUGUCUCCCUACGUGUCGGGGCCUAACUCGGUCAAGAUUGCCACACCCCUGAUCGAGCUCCAGAACCAGGACAUCAAGGUCAACAAGGCUUACCUCGUCUCUUGCACCAACUCGCGUGCAUCUGACCUUGCAGCUGCUGCGCGAGUCUUCAAGGAGGCUGCUGCUGCCAACGGCGACAAGAUCCCCAAGCUCCCCGAGCACGUCAACUUCUACAUCGCCGCUGCAUCCAUCCCCGAGCAGAAGGCCGCAGAGGAGUCCGGCGACUGGCAGACUCUCCUCGAAGCCGGUGCCCAGCCCCUCCCCUCUGGCUGCGGUCCCUGCAUCGGUCUCGGCACCGGCCUCCUCGAGCCUGGUGAGGUCGGCAUCAGCGCCAGCAACCGCAACUUCAAGGGCCGCAUGGGCUCCCCCGACGCCAAAGCCUACCUCGCCAGUCCCGAAGUCGUCGCCGCUAGUGCCCUUUCUGGCAAGAUCUCCGGGCCCGGAUGGUACGAAGCACCCGAGGGCUACACGGGCGUGCGCCGCGGCGAAGGCGACGGUGUCCCCGAGGAAGAACGCAUGAUGACCAUCGAAGACAUGAUCGAGAAGGCCAUCAAAGACGCCGAAGCCGCUGCGUCGUCCUUCGGCGAGCCCGCCUCCCCCUCGACCCCGGAGCCCACUGCCUCCUCCACCGCGGAGACGCUCACCGACAUCCUCCCCGGCUUCCCCGAGAAAAUCACUGGCGAAAUCGUCUUCUGCGACGCCGACAACAUCAACACCGACGGCAUCUACCCCGGCAAAUACACCUACCAGGACGACGUGUCGCGCGACACCAUGGCGGCCGUGUGCAUGGAGAACUACGACCCCAAGUUCAGCGAAUCCGCGCGCGCCGGCGACAUCCUCGUGUCGGGCUUCAACUUCGGGUGCGGCAGCAGCCGCGAGCAGGCCGCGACCGCCAUCCUGGCCAAGGGCAUUCCGCUCGUGGUUGCGGGCAGCUUUGGCAACAUCUUCAGCCGUAACAGCAUCAACAACGCGCUGAUGGGCGUCGAGGUGCCGCGGCUGGCGAACAGGCUGCGCGAGGUCUUCUCCGGCACGAAUGUCGAGGCUAGUCAGCAGGUCAAGGAGCCCGCGCUGAAUAGCCAGUCGCUGGACUCGCCGCCGCCGGCGGCCACGGCGCAGCCCGUCGAGGCGAAGCAGCUUACGCGCCGCACUGGCUGGACGCUGGAGUGGGAUGUCCGCAGGAGCACGGUCAAUGUGCAGGAGGGCCCCAACGGCGCCAAGUGGAGCGUCAAGGUUGGCGAGCUUCCUCCCAAUGUGCAGGAGAUCAUUGCUCUUGGUGGGCUUGAGAACUGGGUCAGGAAGGAGAUUGGUGGCACUGUUUGA